Molecule: messenger RNA, 4866 nt
Organism: Oryzias melastigma (Indian medaka)
Lineage: Eukaryota; Metazoa; Chordata; Actinopteri; Beloniformes; Adrianichthyidae
Product: alpha/beta hydrolase domain-containing protein 17A
Exons: 6
Coding region: 794-1849 (351 amino acids)
Biological process (GO): protein depalmitoylation
Cellular component (GO): plasma membrane; endosome membrane
Molecular function (GO): palmitoyl-(protein) hydrolase activity
Source: RefSeq, a predicted model, not a curated record
CUUUGACUUAUUUAAUUUGAACUGCCUUAGUCAGACCAGUGUGGUAACUAUUUGAUUAAUUUCAUCAAAACAAUUUCAUAGAGCAUGUAUAACAAAUGGUAAUGUGCUGUCAAAAAUAGGGGUCUCGAUCUCCACUGCCCAGUGGCCUCUGGGAGUUCUAAUCCGGCCUUUGAUGAGUCUCUAGGGGAUUAAGAAUUAAUAAUGUAUGUUUUCUUCUGAAUACAAAGAUAAAUAUAUGCUUUUUUAAAAUGAGAAUGAUAUUUCACGAAUGUAAUUUCACUGUGGUUUAAAUAAUAAAAUAAAACAAACAUAAAAAAAAGAUGAAAUGUCCUCUACAAUGUCAUUACUUACACAACAAGUUACACCUGCUUAAAAACUAAAGUUCUUUUAAUAAAAUUUUUAUUUCUUUGCAGAACUUCAAAUAUUACAAAAAGAAGAAAUAAUAAAGAAAGAAAUGUUCGUUUUAAGGAGGGAUUUCAUCCUUAUUGCGUCACUUCCGGGUGAAGUCGGACACUUAAAAAAAAAAAAAAAAUCUGGCUGCCAUGAAUUUGUUCUAGCUUGUUGCUAAGUGGCUUAAACAAGAGUAAUACAUCCAUGUCAAGACACAAGAAGAGUUUUCCAAGUCUUGCUCUGCUUUCGUGUACAUUUAGGUGUACACGUUCCUGCACACUAACCAGCUGUAAAUCGGAUCCAGUCUGUUCACAGAGGAGAUCCGAAAACCUUGGUGCUGUGCUUUGCUGUGGCAGCUGAUUUCAAGACCAAAGCACGUCUAAGUUCGAAUUUGUACCAGAAGAUGAACGGACUGUCCAUAAGAGAACUAUGUUGCCUCUUCUGCUGCCCCCCUUGUCCCAGCCGCAUCGCUGCCAAGCUGGCUUUCCUCCCUCCAGAGCCCACCUAUGCUUUACUCCCUGAUCCAGAUCCAAGCUCUGGCACUACACCCGUUUCUGCCCCCAACUCUGGGGCUGUUCCCUCUUCAAUUGGAGCCCCCGGACUGCGUUCUAGGCUAAAUACUGGCAGUGGAAGUGACAGAGGAGGUGGAGGAGGAGGAGGCGGUGUUGGUGCUGGCAGUGCCGGCACCAGCAGUACUGGUAGUAGUAGCAGUGAGGGUAGGUGGAAGCUUCAUCUCACAGAGAGAGCCGAGUUCCAGUAUUCCCAGAGAGAGCUGGAUGUGACCGACGUCUUCUUGACCCGUUCAAGCCGAGGAAAUAGGGUUGGAUGCAUGUAUAUCCGCUGUGCCCCCAAUGCAAGGUUUACAGUGUUGUUUUCUCAUGGAAAUGCAGUAGAUUUAGGCCAGAUGAGCAGCUUCUACAUUGGCUUAGGCACACGCAUCAACUGCAACAUCUUCUCCUACGAUUACUCGGGUUAUGGAGUUAGUACUGGCAAACCCUCCGAGAAGAACCUAUACGCUGAUAUUGAUGCUGCUUGGCACGCCCUUCGCUCCCGGUAUGGCAUUAGUCCUGAGAACAUCAUCCUGUACGGACAAAGCAUCGGCACGGUGCCCACGGUAGACCUUGCGUCGCGGUUCGAGUGUGCCGCCGUGGUCCUUCACUCUCCUCUCACCUCCGGGAUGCGGGUGGCGUUCCCCGACACUAAGAAAACCUACUGCUUCGACGCCUUUCCAAACAUCGAGAAAGUAUCAAAGAUCCCCUCUCCAGUGCUCAUCAUCCAUGGUACUGAAGACGAGGUGAUCGACUUCUCUCACGGCCUCGCCCUGUUCGAGCGCUGUCCCAAGGCUGUGGAGCCCCUGUGGGUGGAGGGGGCCGGCCACAACGACAUAGAGCUUUACAGUCAGUACUUGGAGAGGCUACGGCGCUUCAUCAACCAGGACCUUGCUGCACAGCACACCUGAGAAACAAACAACCUCUCUGGUUUUGUAUGGAUGACGACUAGUGAACGAAUGUGAGUGUGUGUGUGUGUGGUUGCAUGUGUGCAAAACAAGACGUCAGCACAUUUGCAUUUCAGUCUGAAAGGGAAAGCGUAAUUUGGGUCACAUCUUUUGUGUCUUUUAAACACCACACCUAGAGGUUAAAAAUAAACAAUUUGUUUCCUGUUUUUUAAGGUCAGGAUCUUUUUCAAGCUGUCAGUACAUUUAUCCUCUGUACGGUGUUUAUAAUAAUGAAGUCAACAACACAUUUAGCAGGAUUUAAGUGGAGACCAGGCAUGAGCUGCAGCUGUAAGAUGUGUUGACCUACUGAAAUUGGGAAGUAACAACAAUCUAUUUUCUCUAAGCAGAUGGUGUUUUAAAGUGCUGGUGUGUGCAUGUGUCAUGAUGUGUGUGUGUGUGUGUGUGUGAGAAGAUCUCUGUGGACCUGUGACACCUGAAUAAUGUGUACACAUGUCGGCAUGCGUGCCGCGACAUGCUGGUCGAAAUGAAGGACAUCCUGAUGACUUGGACAGCUGCAAGUAAAGGAAGCUGAGGGAGAUUUAUCAUUGAUGUUUAUUUUAUUUUGAAAGUGCGUAUGUAUGAAGAAUACCUCCCCGCUUUGACCGCUUCUUUUCCCAGUGGACAUUUACUGGUGGAGUGCGUGUUCCGUCCUCCCGCCUCCUUUUUUUAAUGACCAUCCAUCGGACUGCGGCGGCGUUCCCCAAGUGGUCGUUCAGCUGACUCUUAACUGAACUUUAGGCUUGUUUGAGGAAUUUUAGCACCAGUUCGGAUGAAAACACUAAAACUAUUCUGGGAUGCUUUUACACGCUCAUAUUUUGACUUUUGUUUUUUUCUCACAAAGAUGACGUGCUCCUAUGUUUGGCCCAGGCGUUAGCCUUUACCUCUCCACAGAAUUGUAUUAAUAAAGUUCAGGAAUCGCAUUUCUCUUAGCAAGUGUGCAGACGGUCGCACAGAUUCAAUUUGUAUGUUUGUUCAAUUGAUGGGAAUGCAGAUCUGCUCCUGGUUGGCUCCUCAUAGAUGGAGCUUCUGUCAACCAGUAGUUGAUUUUUAAAAAGUAAAAGUGCACAUGAACAUUACAGUUGAAGAAAUAUGAUUUUAUUUUUUUUUAUUUUUAGGUGCUCCAUGUCAUUUCCGACUGAAAAAAACAUGCAAACACCGUCAAUUUAGAAAAGUUUCUUUUCACCUUUGGACAGAACCACUUUUGCAUUUCCGUUUUCCACGUCAAGUUUGGCAGAAAAUGACUGGUUGUCACUUGUUAAAUGGAGGACUUUUUCAUCUGUCCCUUUAAAAAAAAAAAAAAAAUCCCAUUUGCAAAUGGCAAGCCAUGCUUGUAAUUCUGAGAGUUUUGUACUCCGGGUGUGAUGCUCUGACUACAUUUCAUGCUUCAAAUCUGAAUCGAGAUCUUCUCAGAUCCCCGAGAUAGGGAAGCUUGUGUCCGUUCUACUAGUAACAAUCAUGUAUCAAGACUACACUUAACCUCUCGGCACAUUUUUCUUCUAAAAAAAACAUCUCAACGCGAUUGCCCUUAACUUGAUUUUCAUAGUGUGGAGCGGUGGGUGUUUUUCCGCCACGCUUGUGGAUGUUGUGACUAACAGUGACCAGGAUGGAACAUCAUGCCUCCUCGCUCUGUUUUGACCUCUGUCGCCCCUAAGUGUACAGAAGCUCUCUUAUGGGUGGCAGCACGCUUCAAGAGUCUGACACAAGCCAUACUUGAGCCUCUCACUGUUGGUGUGGUGCAGGUUCCACCACACACAUACACACCCAAACACUACUUAUAUUUACACAUUUAUAUAUAUAUAUAUCUAUAUAUAUAUCAGAUCAAGCAUGACAAAAGCAGGUCUUAAGUUCAGCACUAUUGUACAAAGCAUCCAAAGUGUAAUAAGGGUAUAAAUGUUUUUUUUUCUCCUUUUUUUUUGCUAGAACUGUGUUUCUACAAGGGAGAUUGUUGUGUUGAUAAGGACUAAUAGGUUCUGAGAGUAAAUCAAACUAACUACCGGUUGUGACACAGGAGACUGAUCCGUUCCAGUGGUAGUGGCUGUGUUUUGUGAAAGGGAACAUCUUUGAAAAAAAAAAAAAAUAGAAAAAACUAACACUGUUUCUGGUUACUCCAUUUUUGGGAGUACGAGAGGCUCAUUACACCACUCACUCACGUCCUGUCAUCUUCUUGAGCAGGAAAUGUUUUCAUCAUGUGUGCUUUGUGUCUAUCUUUAAAAAAAAGAAGAAAAAAACUGUGUUUCUGAAAGGAUCUGAGCCGUUUGGGGGAAUAAAAUAAUAGAGAGUGAGCUUCUCGCUCUGAAAAAAGUUGAGGGUCGUUCUCCCUUUUUCCUGGACAGCUUAUCAGGGAAAACAAAUGGACUUUCUCAUUCAGUCACGGGGUCAAAGAAACUGGGCGGAUCGUACUGUUUUAUUAAUGCACCACUAAGGUUGACAUAUAUUGUAUUCUCUGGCCUUGAAUGUGUAUUGAAGGGGUGGGAGGGAGGGGGCUUGCGCAGUAAAAACUGUAUGCAUGUCUAUUGUGUUUUUGCAGAGCAAAUGAUGAGACAUUAUGUAUUGUGUAGUCUAUGUGAGGGUAAAGCUGAACUCAUGCUGUCGGAGCAGUGAAGCGCUUUUUUUUGUAAGAAAAGAAACAAAACGAAAAAAAAAGGGACUUGUGAGAUUUUUUUUUUUUUAAAAUGCUAAUACUAACUGAUGUAUUGUUGGUUUUUGUGCUAGAGCUUGAGUGGGGCAGUUAUGAAACAGUGGGCGGGGGGGAUCUAGACAUUACUAGUGGACUGUUUAUAUGGUUAUUGUACUUACCUAUUCUAUUUGUUUUAUGAUUUGUAAUUUUAUGUUGCUUUCUUUGAACUGAAAAUAUGAUGUAAUUAAAUUCAUGGGAUUGAAUCUUGACCUUUUUAUGGACAACAAUAAAAUCACUUAUGUACAAAACACGUUUUAAUUUGAAACAUUUAUUUUGAUUGUUUUCUAAAAAAAAAAAAAAAAAA